AUCCAGAUCUUUGUCACGACUAUGUGGGGUCCGACGGUGACGCUCAACACGAGACCUUCUGCCACGGUGGGGAGUUUGUAUGAUGAAAUUCAGUCGAGGAGCGGGCUCGCCGCCAGUGAGGUGCGACUGAUAUAUGGCGGCAAAGCUUUGGAAAAGGACCGGAUGCUCUAUGAGUAUGGAAUCUCGGGAAAUGAAACUUUGGACUCGGUCAUGAGAUUGCUCGGAGGGCAUACAACCAUCGGGAUUGCUGAGACGUAUAACUUUGGGUGA
This is a messenger RNA of Fusarium vanettenii 77-13-4, 270 nucleotides long. RefSeq lists its product as uncharacterized. The transcript has a single exon. The annotation marks the transcript as partial. Gene Ontology annotation, cellular component: nucleus; cytoplasm. The record is from RefSeq and is a predicted model, not a curated record. NCBI's taxonomy places the organism in Eukaryota, Fungi, Ascomycota, Sordariomycetes, Hypocreales, Nectriaceae. Gene Ontology annotation, biological process: protein ubiquitination; modification-dependent protein catabolic process. Gene Ontology annotation, molecular function: ubiquitin protein ligase binding; protein tag activity.